Messenger RNA from Synchiropus splendidus (mandarinfish), 2255 nucleotides. RefSeq names its product DnaJ heat shock protein family (Hsp40) member B12b (gene dnajb12b). The transcript has 9 exons. Gene Ontology annotation, cellular component: endoplasmic reticulum membrane. Gene Ontology annotation, molecular function: Hsp70 protein binding. The record is from RefSeq and is a predicted model, not a curated record. The coding region runs from base 251 to 1357 and encodes 368 amino acids. Gene Ontology annotation, biological process: cellular response to misfolded protein. NCBI's taxonomy places the organism in Eukaryota, Metazoa, Chordata, Actinopteri, Syngnathiformes, Callionymidae.
UAUCAUUACUGGUUUGAAUACUGCGCCGAUCUGUUUAUAUUAUGCAGUAAUAGGAAUGGAUUCGACUGUGCUCAUAAACUUUUGGAUGUGGCAAACGCUGUGUGUGGUGCAGAUCACCAAGUAUUUAGCCCAGAGCACGAGGCUGGUGUUGGAUAACAGCUGUGGCAGGACACAGAAGUCAGACAUCUUUGGUUGAAUGUGUGCACCAGCGAAGCCACCGCGACAGCCAUGUUAACAGGUCGUGGCUGCGAUGGAAGUAAACAGGGACGAAGCGGAGCGCUGCAUCGAUAUCGCCACUGCGGCGUUUGGCAGAGGGGAAUCGGAGAAAGCGCUGAGGUUCCUGGAGAAAGCCCAGAGGCUGUUUCCGACGGAGAAGGCUGGAGCGCUGCUGGACCUGAUAGCCAAAAAUGGAUUUACACCCAGACAAGAUGGCACACCAGACUUCAAUGGGGUAUCUGGACCUCGGCAGCGGCAGACCUCCUCAUCGUCUGCAAGAGCAGAUGAUAAACCCUCUGACACCCCAAAACCAUACACUGCUGAGCAGCUGGAUGCAGUGAAAAGAAUAAAACAAUGUAAAGACUUUUAUGAAAUCCUGGGCGUGGGGAAAGACGCCUCUGAGGACGAACUGAAGCGGUCGUAUAGAAAGCUGGCUUUAAAGUUUCAUCCAGACAAGAAUCACGCCCCUGGUGCGACCGAAGCUUUUAAAGCCAUUGGAAAUGCCUACGCUGUUCUCAGCAACGCCAUCAAAAGACAGCAGUAUGACCAGUGUGGAGAGGAGACAAGACAUCCAUCAAGUCACAGCUCUAAUAAUAACAACUUUGAGUCGGAUAUCUCACCUGAAGAUCUCUUUAAUAUGUUCUUUGGAGGCGGGUACCCUUCCAGUACCCAGCACAUGUACGCAAACGGCAGGAUGCGUCAGCCGAGGCGUGAAAGAAGAGAGCGACGACAAGACGGAGGCCUUGCUCUGUUUGUGCAGGUGAUGCCCAUCCUGAUCCUGGUUAUUGUGUCUGCGCUCAGUCAGAUUAUGGUCAACAGCUCUCCUUACAGCCUCAACUACAGGCCGUCAGCAGGUUACUCCCAGAAGCGGCUGACUGAGAAACUAAAGAUCCCGUAUUAUGUUGGAGAGCAGUUUCCCUACGAGUACACCGGCGCCAACCUGCAACACUUGGAGCGGUCGGUGGAGGAGGAGUUUAUCUCAAACCUACGCAGCAAUUGCUUGAAAGAAAAACAGCAAAAGGAAGGUAUGCUGUACAGAGCUCGCUAUUUUGGAGACAGCGACCUCUACCAAAGAGCACAGAGGGCCCGUACUCCAAGCUGUGCCAAACUGUCCGAGAUGAUUGCUUCAUUGCACGGUUGAUGAUACUCUCCCAACCAAGAUAGAUAUAUUAUAAAUACGAAUAUCAACGGUACCGCAGGUUACAGCAAUUUCUACUAGGAAAAACAGUCUAAGAACUAGAACGAUGAUGCUCUCAAGGCUGCUUCCAGACUGCUACCUUCCAUUUCAAAACCACCCAGGGAGCAUUUCACAUUUGCUGAAGUGGAGUGUUUGCUAUAGAACGUCAAGUUCAUUUUCACCAUCCUUGGCGCUAUUUAAACUUAUUCCAAACUUACUCGCAUCACAAAAACCACUAAUGACUUUUGUGGACUUUCAACCAAUGAAAAUGUUGCAUACUAACAUACUGUUUUAGUCCAUUUAUCUAAAUUAAAUAAAUAAGUAAACUAGAAGUUUAUCAGUUUAUUUUAGCAAGUACAAAUGAUCAUCAUUUAAGAUUACACAGAGCUAACUAGGAAACCCUGAAUGACCAAUGAAAUAUCUAUCUAUCUAUAAUAAUAAUAAUAAUAAUAAUAAUAAUAAUAAUAAUAAUAAUAAUGGAUGAAGAAUUAAGAUAUGGAUGUAGCCUUCGGUAUUUUACUUUUGAAGAGACAAGCCAUGUUUGAAUCGUCUGCUUAAGUUCAUGUGCUGUGAAAUAUCCUGUAUGUAGCAGCUAACUGAUGCAACACUGAAUGAUUCCUCUUCAGUUACGGCUGUGAAGUCAUUGAGGAGUUUAUUUGCACAUUUUACCCUUUGAAAACUAUGCAGUCAUGAAAGAGUGUGAGUGUGUUCCGUUUUACUCUGCCUCUGUUGUCUUUGACACAGAGGGAAUAAGAGCUGUGCUGUGUAUCCAUGUGUUACUACUUUCAUCUGUGCAAAAAGCAGACUGUGAAAAUUUGUUUUUCACCAUGUUUUUACUCCCUUACGAAAAUAAAAAUGAUAC